Molecule: messenger RNA, 555 nt
Organism: Symbiodinium pilosum
Lineage: Eukaryota; Dinophyceae; Suessiales; Symbiodiniaceae
Source: the annotation of a GenBank genome assembly
AUGGCUUACAAGCUCCUUGGGGGGCCAGACCUGCCAUACAGGAGGCUCUGUUUCCCCGCAAGGGGAUUCUGUGGCAGGCGUUCUUGGAUUACCGCCGAUGUUGCCAAUUCUCGCCAGGAGCAGAGACAAGAAAUCAAAGAGGCCUUCGACAUCUUUGACUCGGAAAGGACUGGCAAGAUGGACUAUCACGAGCUGAAGGUGGCCAUUCGAGCCAUGGGCUUCGAAAUCAAGAAGCCCGAAGCUCUCGAGCUGAUGCAAAGGUAUGACCGCGAAGAGACGGGCUACAUCGGUUUCGAGGCGUUCGAGGAAAUCAUGAUUCAACGCUAUGCUACGCAAGAUCCCAUGGAUGAGAUACGCAAAGCCUUUGAGUUGUUUGACGAAGACAAGCGUGGCAGAAUCUCCUUCAGGAACUUGAAGCGUAUUGCACGGGAGCUCGGCGAGAAGUUAACCGAUGAAGAGCUGCGGGGCAUGAUCGAUGAGUUCGAUCUGGAUCAGGACGGCGACAUCAAUGAAGAUGAAUUCAUCAGCAUCAUGAAGCAGACGUCCCUCUAUUGA